Messenger RNA from Rhizophagus irregularis DAOM 181602=DAOM 197198, 333 nucleotides. RefSeq lists its product as uncharacterized. The record is from RefSeq and is a predicted model, not a curated record. Lineage: Eukaryota; Fungi; Glomeromycota; Glomeromycetes; Glomerales; Glomeraceae.
AUGAGUGAUAUUUCUAGAUUAACCAAUACCCAAAUUCAAAAUAUUAUAGAUUAUAUGAAUGAUCAGCAGGUUCAUAAAACCAUUACCAUUGAUAAUGAUCAGAAUCAUAUGACUUUAGCAGAAACGAUUUCAUCAGCCACAUCUCAAACAAAAUUUAGUAGUGAAAAUUUUGAUUAUUAUGGGAUUAUCAAUGAUACAUCAUGUGGUCUCAAAAGGACCUGCUCAUUAUUAUGCAGUUUAGAUCAUGAUGAUGAGGAAAGUAUAGAAGGUAGAUAUAAGGCUGGAUCCUAUUUUAUUAAAUGUAAACAGCACGAAAUUGAGAUAGUUGCAUAG